UGGGAUAGAAUUCCAGAAAAUGGAAAUUAUAGGUUAAAAGGCGAAGCUCUAAUUAGAUGUCACCAAAUCCCUUGCCAAAAAGAUGUCUCAUUUUAUACUGCCCCCAGCAACAGGGCAGGGAGGGGCAUUAAUCUGUUUUCUCUUAAGGGGUUGAGGUCGUUUCCAUUAAUGUGUUUGUUGGCCUGUUUCCCCAGGUGAAAAAAGCUGCAGCCGACUUGUGUGGGACUCCCCUGGCUGUUCUGGCCCGAGCCCCUACCACUCCCUCUCCUUGGCAGCCUGUGAUCUGGGCCUCACCUAGGCAGUCUGAGUAGGAACAAGCCAUUUCAUCCAUCACAGCCAUGAAUUUCCUCCGGCGGCGCCUCUCCGACAGCAGCUUUGUGGCCAACCUGCCUAACGGCUACAUGACAGACCUGCAGCGCCCAGACAGCUCCACCAGCUCUCCUGCCUCCCCGGCCAUGGAGAGGAGGCACCCCCAGCCCCUGGCAGCCUCCUUUUCCUCUCCAGGAUCCAGCCUCUUUAGCUCUUUCUCCAGUGCCAUGAAGCAGACCUCGCAGGCCCCGUCCGGACUGAUGGAGCCUCCGGGUCUCUCUGUGCCUGUUGUUCAAAGGCCCAGGGUCCUGUUGGUGAUCGAUGAUGCCCACACAGACUGGGCCAAGUAUUUCCAUGGAAAGAAGGUGAAUGGAGAGAUUGAGAUCCGAGUGGAACAGGCUGAAUUCUCAGAGUUGAACCUAGCCGCCUAUGUUACUGGAGGCUGUAUGGUGGACAUGCAAGUCGUGAGAAAUGGGACCAAGGUUGUGAGAUCCUUCAAGCCGGACUUCAUCCUUGUGCGCCAGCAUGCCUACAGCAUGGCCCUGGGUGAAGACUACCGCAGCCUGGUUAUCGGCCUCCAGUACGGAGGGUUGCCCGCCAUCAACUCCCUCUACUCCAUCUACAACUUUUGCAGCAAGCCCUGGGUGUUCUCUCAGCUCAUUAAGAUCUUCCAUUCUCUGGGUCCUGAGAAGUUCCCGCUUGUGGAGCAAACGUUUUUCCCCAACCAUAAGCCAAUGCUCACAGCCCCACACUUCCCUGUGGUGGUCAAGCUGGGACACGCCCACGCCGGAAUGGGAAAGAUCAAAGUAGAAAACCAGCAUGACUACCAGGACAUCACAAGCAUGGUGGCUAUGGCCAAAACCUAUGCUACCACCGAGGCCUUCAUCGACUCCAAGUACGACAUUCGCAUCCAGAAAAUUGGAUCCAACUACAAGGCAUACAUGAGAACCUCCAUCUCUGGAAACUGGAAGGCCAACACAGGCUCUGCCAUGCUGGAGCAGGUGGCCAUGACAGAGAGGUAUAGGCUAUGGGUGGACAGCUGCUCAGAGAUGUUUGGUGGCCUGGACAUCUGUGCUGUCAAGGCCGUCCACAGCAAAGAUGGAAGAGAUUACAUCAUUGAGGUUAUGGACAGCUCAAUGCCCCUGAUUGGAGAGCACGUGGAAGAGGACAAACAGCUGAUGGCCGACCUAGUUGUCUCCAAAAUGAGCCAACUCCUGAUGCCAGGGGGAACAGUGCCCUCGCCCCUGAGACCUUGGGCUCCUCAGACUAAACCAGCAAAAUCCCCCGGGCAAGCCCAGCUGGGGCCUCCGCUGGGACAGUCCCAGCCACGCCCACCCACGCAAGGGGGCCCUCGUCAUGCUCAGUCUCCUCAGCCCCCAAGAUCUGGAAGUCCCUCCCAACAGAGGCUCUCCCCACAAGGCCAGCAGCCCCUGAGCCCCUCAUCUGGAUCUCCACAGCAGCAGAGAUCACCAGGCUCUCCACAGCUAUCCCGGGCAUCUGGAGGCAGCUCUCCAAACCAGGCCUCCAAGCCGGGCACCACCCUUACCUCACAGCCCCGGCCACCUGUGCAGGGCCGCAGCACUUCCCAACAAAGUGAAGAGUCCAAGAAGCCAGCACCACCCCACCCCCAUCUCAACAAAUCCCAGUCCCUGACUAACAGCCUCAGCACAUCUGACACCUCCCAGCGUGGGACCCCAAGUGAAGACGAGGCCAAGGCUGAAACCAUCCGCAACCUGAGGAAGUCUUUCGCCAGCCUGUUCUCUGACUAAUCCUGCCCAGGCUGGGAAGGGAGUGCUCUGUUACCCUCCCCACCUCUCCUGCACCAUCUUCCAUCUCAGCCUUGGUUCCUGAUGGGAACAGAAUGGAGGGCCUGAGAACAUACUUUCUAAAUGCCUUUGAUCCAGGAACUUUCCCACUUCCCUUUGCCAUGACAUUCCAGCAGUGUCUGACUGAGUGGUGGGCCUCAAAGUGGGCAUCACGUCAACCUGCCCCCAGAUGCUUGCUUCCCUGCCUCAGAUAACCAAGUGAGAUGCCUGUGUGUGGCUAGUUCUGACAUUUCUUGUUAGUGUUUUGCUUGCCUUUGGGAAAGGCCCCCUCUGAGCCUUACCCCACCUCCAUCAAAUGCAGACACUGUAGUAGGACCUCAGCAAUGCAGGAGGCAAUAACCUUCUGACAGUGUUUUGCAAACAAGAGGAGAAAAGCCCAUCCAGUGAAACCUACCGCCUACCCUUGCUAGUAACAUCCAGGCUCAAGAGACAGCCCUGCAGACCACGCAGGCAGUGGCCCCGUCACACCCGCCACCGGUGGAUCUUGAGGACCAUGGAAAGAAUCCAGAUCCUGUGUGACACGCGGGUCCUUUCAGAACACAACAGAAACAGAGGGGAGACUUUGCAGUGCUGCUCACACCCAGAGCGCUCUCCUAAAUUGGACAGCCAAGAGCAGACCCCAGGUUCUUUUAGGAAUCAUUACUAGUCCCCAGAGGAGGAAGAUGCCUUCAACUUCCCAAGGAAGGAGUUAGGUUAGGGCUCCUCCACCCAUUCCGUGUUAAACCGCCAUGUGGUCUCUCUGAAUUCUCACCAGGAAUGCAGUUUCCUCCUCAAGGAUAUAUGAGAAACCAGAGACAAGGAGAUUGAUGACACAGGAUCAGAAAGUGCAGUGAUAGUAACUUCCAGCUCGGCUCUUCUCAGACUGUGUACAGCAAGGCAUUGAUAGGUUACUCAGUUAUAAAAGGGUGCCCUGGUCAAAUGUGUUUAGGAAACACUGUUUAUAUUUAAUUUUUUUAGAUUGAUAGUGCAUGUCAAAGGCUCUUAGAAAUUUCACAGUAAAGAAAUUAGCUUUAAUUUUGUUUAACUCACACUUAUUUGACCAACUUAACUGCAGAACUGGAAAACAUAGCCCUGAGUCCCUUUCCAAUGCUCUUUCCCCAACAUUAGACUCCUCUCAUGAUCAGAUGGGGUGCAGGGGUGUCCCAAAUCACCAAGCACCUGGUGCUAGAAACAUUGUAGGUGCCAGAACCAGCCUCCUGUUUCCAGAAAGAGCACGGGUUGUUAGAACAUAGCCAUGCUAGCCCCUUAUAGCCCACUGUGCAACUUGAGACAUGUCUUCCCCUCACUGUUCACAGGGAAAGGAGAAAAGGGGGUAACAAUGAAAGUGUCCCUGGCCUGGAGCUAUAUUCUGAAUAAAAGAGUGAAGAAAACUUGUAGGGCAGGGUAUAACACCAUGAAGCCAGACAUUUUAGGAAAUGAAGAACACGGAAAAAUACGUGAGGCAAUCGUCACUCCUCUACACUGGAAAUUAAGAUUGGAAGAAGAAAUCAAACUGUCUCUCCCAAUUCUCAGUAACAAAAUACAGCCCCAGAACACACAACGAAGUGGUGAUAAGCUAGACAAGCAGCCCCGGGCUGAGCGGUGUGAGAAGGCUGCUGCAUGAGAAGCAGUCCUGGUGUGGAAGCAUUACAGCCAGGGCUCCCUCCUUUGGUGAGCAAAACUAGUGGCUCCGUAAACAAUGAUUACAUGGCUUCAAUUUUCCUACUUUCCUAUAUUCUGUCCCUUGUCCCUAAAAACAUCCCAGCAUUCAAGCCGUAUUUCCCAGAUAUUCCAGUACAAUAGCGCAAACUCCUACAUCAGGCCAGGAGGCAUCCUGGCUUUUAUAACCAUGCACAGACGAUCCAUGACAUAAGACAAGUUGACAACGAACACACUGAGAUGCAUUUUCCCAUUGGUCUGUGUGUGAAUGUAAAGACCAAGAAUGGUCUUUUGGAGACCGUUAACCCCCCCAAAUGGACUGUUUUCUCACAUAGGCUAGUACAUAUUCCCUCCAGGUAUUUAACCCAUUCAUAAUUGUGACGUUUUUCAAUGGGAAAGAACAAAAAGAAGAGGGGAGGGGAGUCACUCUGUAGAGAUUCUGAAAGGUUGUUUAUUUUUUGCUUUGUUUCACAAUUUUGACCCAUAAAAAUGCUAGCAUUUUCCCUCCAAGCUGACUUAACAACAAAGAUCCACUUGGUUUAUGCUAACAUGUAGUUCAAUGAACGGAAUUUAAAACUCAACCUCUGUGAACACCUCUACCAGGGAAAAUAUCUUCUUACAGCUCUUCUUCCUAUCAGCAUGAUAAAAGGGUACUGUAAUUUAAUGUAAAAUCAGCUUUCAAGGGACACUGGAAUAUACAUAUCCUUUCUCUUUCAUCAAUCCUCUGUGUUCUCUUCAUCAUUACCACACUGCCUCCUAGUUCAGUCCCUGCUGAUGGGGCAGUUAGCUUUACUUUUCCAAAAUUUCAGGGGUAAUGGGCCUUCACUCCCAUGGUAACAAAUACAGUAGCAAAUCCCAUGAGCCUGGACAUUAACCAUCUUCUGGAAGUUUUCAUCUGAAUUUGCUGUGAAAGGAGCUGGAGGGGAAAGCAAGCAGGUGCAGGCACCUUGUAAACAAGCUAUGUGGACACAGCACAGUGCACGUUGCUUGGCACACAGUAAGUGUGCAUGGUGUGCAUUAGGUUGGCCCUCCUAGAAACCUAUGAUAUUAACAAAAUGUAAACAAAGCGUUGAGUCAAGGCUAAGAGUAUCAACGUGAGGAAGUCACUUGCCCAGGAACAGAAUCAAUAGAAUCAAAUCAACAGAGAGAUUAAUAAAAUGAGAUAAGAAGCUGA
This is a messenger RNA of Vicugna pacos (alpaca), 4947 nucleotides long. NCBI's taxonomy places the organism in Eukaryota, Metazoa, Chordata, Mammalia, Artiodactyla, Camelidae. The record is from RefSeq and is a predicted model, not a curated record.